This is a messenger RNA of Lethenteron reissneri (Far Eastern brook lamprey), 6118 nucleotides long. RefSeq names its product serine/threonine-protein phosphatase 2A 55 kDa regulatory subunit B alpha isoform. Lineage: Eukaryota; Metazoa; Chordata; Hyperoartia; Petromyzontiformes; Petromyzontidae. The record is from RefSeq and is a predicted model, not a curated record. Gene Ontology annotation, molecular function: protein binding; protein phosphatase regulator activity. Gene Ontology annotation, cellular component: protein phosphatase type 2A complex.
CUCCGAGACGGCAUCGGCACCAUAAUAGCGCAGCGCGGCGCCCUGCAAGCGUUGCAUUGCUCUGCGUGCGUGCGAGAGAGCGAGCGGCAGAGCGCGCGUGUUUACGCGCGUGUGCGUUGCAUUUUAAAACGGUCGUGUGUUUUUUUUUCAUCCGGCCCACGGCGUCUUGGCAGUCUCGGUCAUGGUGUGUCUGUAUUUUCCAUGAGCUUUUAGCCAAUUGGAAAAGAUUUAGUUUUUUUAAAGAUGUAUAGUCAGGGAAUUUUUUUUUGUAUUUAAUUAUUUUCGUGUAAAUAGCUUCCCCUCUCAUCCUCGCCGGUCACCCGGGUUACCUAACCCCUCCCUCCACCUAUUUUCGCGGAUGAGCCGAGCGUUCAGCGGGUAGAGCGAGAGAGGCCGCACGCCACUCCCUCCCUCCCUCCCUCUCCUCUCGCACGUCCGGCGUGGCGGUGUCGAAGCCCUCGAGCCAAGGCCGGCUGUCGAAUUGCCACAGGCCAUCUCUGCCGCUGCCACCGACGUCGCCAUCGCCAGCACUUUAUAUGGGCCCGGAAUGGUGAACACUUUGGAGGAAAGUGCCGCUGCUGGGAUAUUACGCAGCACCGAGCUGCUUCUGCCUUUGCCGCUGCUGCGUCCGUCGAUGUCCAGCUGCCCGGAGGUGGAUACCUCGCGUCUGCGUCUGCACUGAGGACCAAGAUUUUUCAGCCAAGAUUUCCCAAAGGGGUCCCCCCCCCCGCCACCCCAUAGUUGCGCUGCAGCAGAGGGCCAAGUGACGAGGUGUUUUCUAAAGCCGUCUUCCUCCGCAUUUUCUGUUCUCAUUCUACCUCCUUCCAUCCGCUCUUCUCUUCGUUUCAUCUGCGCUUCGCCUGGCACGGAACGCGGCUCGUUCCGGCAAGGUGUGGCCCUGCAAGGCACCCGACUCUGGUCGGCAGUCGCCCCCCAUCCAUCCAUCCAUCCGUCGGUCUAUCCGCCCGCACGCCCGCUUGCUGCCUGCCUUGAUUAUUGGCAAUUGCUGUCAUUAUUGCUCCUGCGUUUUAAUCUGCGGGAAGGAGCGCCGCGCCGUGCCUCCACCGCGGGGGCCCCCUGUACCCAGCUGGUUUCUGCGGGAGCAUGGAUGUGGGCUGGCCGGGCCUGAGCCGAGAGCCACGUUCGUCACGCUCACGCACUGACCGCAACAUAACAACAACAACAUAACGCCGACAACAUAACACCGGCGACGUGUUAUGCUGACGCCCAGUCUCCGCGUCAAUGGAAGAGGAUAUCGACUGCAGGAAGAUCAACGGCACUUUCCUUCGCAACCACAACUAUGUCACUGAAGCGGACAUAAUCUCCACAGUAGAGUUCAACCACACGGGAGAUCUCCUUGCGACGGGAGACAAGGGUGGCCGCGUCGUGAUCUUCCAGCGAGAACAGGAGAGCAAAAACCAGCCGCAGCACCGCGGAGAGUACAACGUCUACAGCACCUUCCAGAGCCACGAGCCCGAGUUCGACUACUUGAAGAGCUUGGAGAUCGAGGAGAAGAUCAACAAGAUCCGGUGGCUGCCGCAGCAGAAUGCGGCCCAGUUCCUGCUCUCCACAAAUGACAAGACGAUCAAGUUAUGGAAGAUAAGCGAGCGGGACAAGCGAGCCGAAGGCUACAACCUGAAGGAGGAGGAUGGGAGACUACGAGACCCCACCACCAUCACAGCUCUUCGUGUGCCUGUGCUGAAGCCCAUGGACCUGAUGGUGGAGGCGAGUCCACGGCGCAUCUUCGCGAACGCGCACACCUACCACAUCAACUCCAUCUCCGUAAACAGCGACAACGAGACGUACAUGUCCGCAGACGACCUCCGCAUCAACCUCUGGCACCUCGAGAUCACAGAUCGCAGCUUCAACAUUGUCGACAUCAAGCCGGCGAACAUGGAGGAGCUGACGGAGGUGAUCACGGCGGCCGAGUUCCACCCACUGCAGUGCAACAUGUUCGUCUAUAGCAGCAGCAAGGGCACCGUGCGGCUGUGCGACAUGCGUGCCUCGGCCCUCUGCGACCGCCACUCAAAACUGUUUGAGGAGCCCGAGGACCCCAGCAAUCGCUCAUUCUUCUCGGAGAUCAUCUCGUCCAUCUCCGACGUGAAGUUCAGCCACAGUGGGCGCUACAUGAUGACGCGCGAUUACCUCACGGUCAAAGUGUGGGACCUCAACAUGGAGACCCGGCCCAUCGAGACGUACCAGGUGCACGAGUACCUGAGGAGCAAGCUGUGCUCCUUGUACGAGAACGACUGCAUCUUCGACAAGUUUGAAUGUGCAUGGAACGGCACUGACAGCGUCAUCAUGACGGGGUCGUACAACAACUUCUUCCGCAUGUUCGAUCGAGGGACGCGACGGGACGUGACGCUGGAGGCGUCGCGCGAGAACAGCAAGCCGCGCGCCGUGCUCAAGCCGCGGCGCGUCUGCGCCGGCGCGGGCGGCGGCAAGCGCAAGAAGGACGAGAUCAGCGUGGACAGCCUCGACUUCAAUCGCAAGAUCCUGCACACGGCCUGGCACCCGAGCGAAAACAUCAUCGCCGUGGCCGCCACCAACAACCUGUACAUCUUCCAGGACAAGAUCAACUAGGGGGAGGGUCCCCCCCCGGCGUCGUCUUGGGGGUGCGCACGGCCGUAGGGACAGCCCACCAUUCACCUCCCCGCCACGCCGACACAACCUGCCUCCUCCUUCCCCUCCUCCCUUUCCCUCUGUCUUCGCCUUCUUCCUUCCCCUGACCCCCGAUCCUCGCUGCCGCCCACCCCCUACCCGCACCUUUCCCCCUCCACGUCCUGUGCCUCUCCUGCAAUUCAUCCCCCCCCCCCCCGUCCUCUUUGCCCUUUCUCCACACAAGCAAACCUUUUCAAACCCCCCCACCGCGCGCCCCCCCAAGCCCCGUCCCCCACCCGACCGGAAGUGCGCACGCUCGCGCCCCCGAAUCUGGGACGAGGUCACGGAAGGCAGGAGGUGCUGUGCCCCUGCGCGUUAAGCGUGCCUAGCCAAGAGGUUGCCCGCUUGGGCGGGGAGGGGUGGGGGGCAUCCGUGUGUGCGGGGGGCGGGGGGGCCCUUGCCCGCCGCUGCCUGGGCUCGCGGGUUGUGCCGGUUUUUUUGUAACAAAAAAUUUGGAACCGGUUUGUCUCUAAAACUUGGUUGAGGGGGGGGGGGGGGGGGCGAAUUGUGGUGAGAUGGCAAAAGUUGUGGGAUUGGCGGGCGGUGAGUGCCAGGUGAGUUUACCUGCCAAGCUCCCACGUGGUCCCGAGGAAUUGGCUCGGCAGUCACGUGCGCCACACGAUGAUCCGUGAGGAGUGGUUUGCGGGGGAGGGGAGCAGACGCGGUUUCGCUGUUGGAUUUUUCCAAAUUAUAAAUGCUUUCUUCGGUGACGUACGCAAAAUGAUAACUUUUGUUUUAGCGCGUUAGGUAAACAAAAAAAAGUGCAUUGACGUUGGAUAUGGCUCGCCCCCUUGCAGUCUUGCGAUGUCUCGGUUGACAUAAUUAUAUCACGUCUACGGUUUAAUUGUGAAUUGUGACUUGCAAGGGGAUUAAAACAAAAAAAACUAACAAGUUACGUUUUACGUAAUGUUUGUCACUUGUCUUUUUAAUUUUAUUACUUUAAAUAGUGUGCAUUUUUUUUGUUGCUUACUGUUUACAGGACCUAAAAUAAAAUCAAAAAGAAAAAAAAACGAAUUGGGGACAUGUCUUGAAUGUACCUUAGAGGUUAUUUGAAUUGCUUUUUGUCGCACCCAAAUUUGGGCCCUUUAAAGAUCGAAUCGGGCAGAGAAAAAUCAACGAACCAUACCAAAAUCCUUUACCUGCUGGGGGAUGAAAGCGAUGGGAAUUUUGCAGUAAUUUUUCAUACAAACGGGUCUUUCAACAGCAUGGAGGUGCAUGGGGGGGGGGAGGAGGGGGGGGGGAUGCAUCGUUUGUGACAUCUUGGGAGGGGCAGUCCAGCACAAGUGGUUCUUUAAUAUCAGUUUUUUUUCUGGGCCCUUUUUUUACAUUAUAAUUUUGGUCCCUCGUAUAUAAGCAGCAUUAACGAACAAAGCGAAAUAUCAUUUUCCACAUAAACAGAAUACUGUACACCAUAGCCUGUGGAUUAUGCAAAUGUUUGUGCGUUGUCUAUCUUAAUUCUGAAAAAAAAUAAAAAAAAUACACACACACAACUCCUGUGUUAGAGUAAUAAAGCCAGAACUGUCAGCUGCUUGUGCUGUGUUGUGUCUCACCUGACAGUUGUGUGAUAUCCCAGUUGGCAAAUGGACAGUGCAAUUAGAUUUACACACAAAAAAAAUGUGUCACUCCACAAUACUUAACGACAAAAAGAUCAGUACAGUACUGUAAAUUUACCGCACUAGCCAGUACGUGUGGAAGCAUUAUGCUUAUAUUAUGCUUUUGUUUUUUAGGCUGUAUCAUCUGUUUGCGUGGGUUUAAGAAAUGUGCCGUUACUGUGUUUUUUUUAAUUUGCUUGUCAUUCCAUUUCUGUGUUUUGGGUAUUCAUUCCAGCGAUGGUCAUCUGGCAUCUGUGGUCAAGAGCUGCAGCCAUAUAGGCGCUUCAAAACGUGGACAUUUUUGUUUGUUUGUUAUGUUGUUGGGUUGUGGUUGAUGGGCAUGACAAUGCCCUGCAUGGCACUCUUAAAAGGCUUGCCUCUACAUACAUGCAUGUGUUUUGAGCCGGAUAUGAACGUUGGCUGGCUCUGCAUAGGUUGUAACCCUUGCGUUAAAACAGAAUUGAUUGUUUUAAAACAAAUGAUUGAAAUAACUAAUAAGUAGAAUAACUCCCAGUAGAUUUAUUUUAACAUUUUCCCAGCCUUUAUACAUUUCUGGGCCAUGGUAAGUUGUAUACUCUCUUAUGGACUACGUACAUGCUGUGUACACGUGUGUAUAUUAUACAAGAUAUGCACAUAUGUGUGUACAAAUCCUGGCCAAGGUUAACUGUCUAUCGCUCUGGGGUCACUAAAUACGAUGACCACCUUGGUGAGGUUACACCACUCGGUAUGAAGUCAGCAGUGGUUAUCCUAUGCAGAGACUGAUCCCUGCCAUAGGAACAUGGGAUUUACACCACUUGCUCAGGACCGGCGACGGGAAUGAGUGCUGCCUAAAUGCUCGCGUGAACUUGGGGAUACUUUGACUUGACUAUAUUAUAUAUCUUGGUUUUUCUUUCUGAUGUGGUCUUCUUUGGGACUGUUAUUGACCGACCAAUUUCUCCCGAGAAAGGCUCAGAGAGGCAAAAAGAAAACACUAUUUAUACAUUAUCUUACGUACGUCACAUGCGUGUGGUUUCACACGUGGCCCAUCCCAUGUUGAGACGCCGCCUGCAUGUCGCAAACAUUUCGUGAAUAUUGUGUCGGCUCGGCCGUGGAGCCGGGGUAAGAUGCUUGUGGCAGCCACAUUGACGGGGAUAUACUGGCGGAGCACUAAUGGAUAGGGGGAAGACCAGAAAGGAAUAAUAACGGGGGGGGGAGGGAGGGAAACCGAGAUAAUGAACAGUCAUUUACUUUUUUUUCAGACGUCCUAAGUGUCUAUAUAUAAAAAAAAAAUGUUUAAAUAAACCUUUUUAACCAAGUAAGCACUGCUGUGUCGCGUAUAGAAGUCAAUAUAAAGAUGUGACUGUACUGUUACUUGCCAAAUGCUUGGAAAAAAAAUCUGAAAACAUAAAUGAAUGUGUACAUUUCUUUUCUUAAAAAAAAUGGUAUGUGUUAUGUCAAAGAAUCACUAGGUAAUAGGACUGCCUCAAUAAACGACAAUGUAUUAGGACACAGUAACUGUCUUUAUUUUAGCAUCAUGUUUUUUUUUUGCUGUGAAUAUCUUUGACUUACUGUAACAUACUGUAUUUCCAAAGGUUGCGGAUGAUUGUGGAUGGAGGCGUUUUUAUUCCCGACCUUGAGUCUGUGGCAGAAACGAAACACAAAAAAAACUGUACACUAAACGUUAGAGCACGCCGGCAGGGGAAAAUUCACACACACACUCCGGUUAUUAAUGCAAAGGUUGACAUUCCCUCUUUUAGCCACCAGAUCAAGAGCCCUACCUGUCACCACCAAAACCCACCUCCAAGCAUAGAUUGUGAUGUACAUGGUAGUCCAGCAAUUGGGCAACCUGGAAUUAAAUUUGAAAUAAACCCAGUUACUAUUGCUAA